AUGGUUAAAACUGUGGUAGUGUUACAUGGUACAAACUGUGCUGGUGUUAUCGCUGGAGCUGCCAACAAUGGUAUCUGUGGUGUUGGUAUCGCUUACAACGCCAAGAUUGCCGGAAUUCAGUUAACAUCGUCUGGUAUUCCUGAAGACUCAGUUCUUGCUCGAGCAAUGUUUCCGUUUGAUGGUCACGGAAUUGAUGUUUUUUCCUGCAGUUGGGGUCCACCUGACGUAGGCUUUAAAGUGCAGGGCCCAGGGCCUUUAACACGGCGUGCUUUCUUAAAUGGCGUAAUAAAGGGACGAAAUGGUCGCGGAUCGCUGUAUGUUUUCUCAGCUGGAAAUGGAGUUCUCUUUGGGGACAACUGUGCUUUUAAUGGUUUUGUAAACAAUAUUCACACAAUUGGUGUUGCUGCUCUGGACAAAAACGGAAAACCAAUGUUAAGUUCUGAGCCAUGUAGUGCUGUUAUGACGGCUGCUUUCGCCGAUAAUCUGGAAACUGCAUCUGCUUCCAAUGACCAAGCAUGCUCUUCAUCUUUUGGUCAAACAUCUGGUGCAGCGGCUGUGGUCUCUGGAAUAAUAGCUCUUGGUCUGCAAGCUAGUUUCAACUGGAGCUGUCGUUGGUGUUGUCUUGGCAGGUGUCUUCGUGUUUUGUUUGCUCGUUGCUUUGAGUCUUUACUGCAUAAAGCGUAUUUAUUCAAGAGAGAGCAAUCCUGUUGACAUCGUCAUGGAAAGUACGCAUGUACAUGUGUGAAG
This is a messenger RNA of Xenia sp. Carnegie-2017, 747 nucleotides long. RefSeq names its product protease KEX1-like. The record is from RefSeq and is a predicted model, not a curated record. Gene Ontology annotation, molecular function: serine-type endopeptidase activity. Bases 1 to 711 code for a protein of 236 amino acids. The transcript has 6 exons. Gene Ontology annotation, cellular component: Golgi membrane; trans-Golgi network. Lineage: Eukaryota; Metazoa; Cnidaria; Anthozoa; Malacalcyonacea; Xeniidae. Gene Ontology annotation, biological process: protein processing.